AUGGAGAAAUUAUUUCUUCUGAUUUCAUGCCUGCUGAUGUUUACACAUCAAUUCUGUUCAGAAGCAGCAACAUCUAAUCCGGAGUACCCAUAUUCGUUUAUGACAGCAGAUGCUCAAAAGGCAGCUUCAAGAUCAUAUGAUUACAUUGUGGUUGGAGGAGGUACAGCGGGAUGUCCCCUGGCAGCAACUCUCUCACAGCACUACUCUGUUUUAGUAUUGGAGAGGGGAGACUCUCCUUACGGAAUUCCCGAUGUGGAGGAUUUCAGAGGGUCUCCCACAACUAAUCCCAACGUAGCGCAGGGGUUUGUCUCAGAAGAUGGAGUGCAGUUGGUACGGGCGAGAGUUUUAGGAGGCGGAUCAGCCAUCAACGGUGGAGUCUACAGCAGGGCGAGCACUGAAUAUAUUCGGAAAAUAAAGUGGGAUGAGAAACUUGUAUAUGAGUCAUAUGAAUGGGUAGAACGGUUGAAUGCCUUCCAACAAUACAAGCUUUCUACUUGGAAUUCUGCUACCAAGGAUGGGCUUCUUCAAGCUGGAGUUCUUCCUUACAACGGCCACACUUUCGAUCAUUUGGUUGGCACCAAGAUCAGUGGCUCAAUCUUUGACGAGAAUGGAAAGAGACAUACAGCCGCAGAUCUACUCCAGUAUGCAAAUCCAGAAAAUAUUGUAGUUCUUCUCAAUGCUACUGCCAGCAGAAUACUCUUCAGUUUGGGAUCAGGAAAGCCAAAGGCUAGCGGACUGGAGUUCAGAACCAAUAAUGGCACAAAUACACAAUAUUUAGUUGUUCUUGAUAUUAAGAUGGCAUUUCCCUUAUCAAGGGGUGACCUUUGGCUGAAAAGUGUAGAUCCUCAAGAUAAUCCCUAUGUUCAUUACAGCUACUAUUCGCACUCUCUUGAUCUACAAAAAUGUGUGAAAGGGUUGUGGAUGGCUCGAUCUAUAAGGAUUCCCUUUGGUACCAACCCACAAGCCAAAACCAUGAUGCUUGAAAGUUAUAUGGGAAUUCAUAUCCUUCAAGAACGUACAAUCUCUCAAAAUUUUGACAAGACCAUGCUGAAAUAA
This is a messenger RNA of Cryptomeria japonica (Japanese cedar), 1056 nucleotides long. RefSeq names its product protein HOTHEAD-like. The record is from RefSeq and is a predicted model, not a curated record. Lineage: Eukaryota; Viridiplantae; Streptophyta; Pinopsida; Cupressales; Cupressaceae. The transcript has 5 exons. Gene Ontology annotation, molecular function: oxidoreductase activity, acting on CH-OH group of donors; flavin adenine dinucleotide binding. Bases 1 to 1056 code for a protein of 351 amino acids.